Molecule: messenger RNA, 1638 nt
Organism: Phoenix dactylifera (date palm)
Lineage: Eukaryota; Viridiplantae; Streptophyta; Magnoliopsida; Arecales; Arecaceae
Gene: FK
Product: Ergosterol biosynthesis ERG4/ERG24 family
Biological process (GO): sterol biosynthetic process
Cellular component (GO): endoplasmic reticulum membrane
Molecular function (GO): Delta14-sterol reductase activity
Source: RefSeq, a predicted model, not a curated record
CCCCGUCCAUGAAACAAUGUACAUUAACUGCCCGGUCCCUCUUGCCAGAAAAUUAGCCACGCGAGGCGAAAGGUCCGAGACGCUCCGUCCGAGACGCAAAGCGGGACAAAAGGGGCAGAUCUCCGGUGGGGCGAUACGUGUUUGGUCCUGGGCUCUCACCCUUGAGUACACUCAGAACCAGAGAGGAGUGAGAGAGAGCAAGGGGAGACCAUGGAAGUAGAGGCUAUACUCGCUGCACUGAUCCCUUCUUGGAGCUCCGUCAUUCUCCUGAUCUUCUACUUGGGCUACCUGGCGGUAGCUGGAUUUAUUCUUCCCGGCAAGGUUGUCCCCGGAGCCAUUCUGUCAGACGGCACAAGACUCCACUACCGGUGCAAUGGUCUGGUAUCAUUAUUGAUGCUGCUGGCACUCCUGGGGACUGGAGUUUACAUGAAAUGGAUAUCUUCUACGGUCAUAGCAGACAAAGGAGUUGAGCUACUGUCAACAACCUUUAUAUUCAGCCUCUUUGUUUGUUUGGUACUGUAUGCUGCUGGCUUAAAGUCCUGUAGUCAGUGUUCCUCUUUGAAACCACAUGUCACAGGAAACUUUAUUCAUGACUGGUGGUUUGGCGUACAACUCAAUCCCCAUUUUAUGGGAAUUGACCUCAAAUUCUUUUUUGUCAGAGCUGGAAUGAUGGGAUGGUUAUUAAUCAAUCUCUCUUUAUUGGCGAAGAGCUAUCAAACUGGCACUGCAAACCUUUCAGUCAUCCUUUACCACCUUUUUUGUGCGUUGUAUAUUACAGACUACUUCUUCUAUGAGGAAUUCAUGACCUCCACGUGGGACAUUAUUGCAGAAAGGUUGGGCUUUAUGCUGGUCUUUGGAGAUCUAGUUUUCAUCCCUUUCACAUUUAGUAUUCAGGGUUGGUGGCUUUUGAAAAACAAAGUGGAGCUACCAAAGGUUGCAGCGGUAGCCAAUUGCUUGACUUUUAUUAUUGGUUAUCGAGUAUUCAGGGGAGCCAACAAGCAGAAACAUGUUUUUAAGAAGAACCCUAAAGCUCACAUAUGGGGUAAACAACCAGUAGUUAUUGGAGGAAAGUUGCUUGCUUCCGGUUACUGGGGUAUUGCCAGACAUUGCAAUUACCUUGGAGAUUUACUGCUGGCACUUUCUUUCAGUUUGCCUUGUGGGGCAAGUUCUGUGAUUCCGUACUUCUAUCCUAUCUACCUUCUUAUUCUACUUAUAUGGAGGGAGAGGAGAGACGAAGCAAGGUGUUCACAGAAGUACAAGGAAGUCUGGGCAGAAUAUUGCAAGUUGGUUCCAUGGAGGAUACUACCGUUCGUGUAUUAGAAGUAUUUGCUCUUUGUUAGUGCAUGCUCAACAAACAGAAUACUUUCAGAAGACAGUUGCACCAGAUGACCCAUGGUCGUUUUCAGAAUACUUUCAGAAUACUUGCAAGUUGUUAGGGUUCUCGUAGAAUAAGCAAAAGAAUUUCAAUUCUCUAAUCUGUGAUGCUGCUUCUGUUCGAGCUCUUCAAAUAUAUAAUCUGACACCUUGUGGCCUCGAAUGUCUGCUUAUGAAUUUGCAUUUUAAUUUUCAACAUAAUACGAUGCCAUUCCAGAAUUCUGAACCUUUACAAGUGGAAACUUCUCUUUGUUCUUUCUUCCA